AUGUCGUUACACUUGUAUAUGGUUUGCGCAUUGCUGGUUUUGCCGACUAUUUAUACGUUUUAUUUACCCGGAUUGGCUCCAGUGAAUUAUUGUAUAGCAUCUGAAGAAACAAGCAAGUCGUGCAAGACAGAAAUCCCACUCUUUGUAAAUAGAUUAAACACAGAAGAAUCGGUGCUUCCGUUUGAGUAUCAUCAUUUUGAUUUCUGCACUACCGAUGAGAGUGAGUCACCAGUCGAGAAUCUUGGCCAAGUUGUGUUCGGUGAGCGGAUACGACCGAGCCCUUACAAGCUUGAAUUUCUCAAAAAUGUGGACUGUAAAGUGGUCUGCACUAAAACAUACAAGAACUCCGAUACUGAUUCUAUUAAACGGUUGAAUCUGAUGAAAAUGGGCAUGGCACUGUCUUAUCAGCACCAUUGGAUUCUGGAUAACAUGCCAGUGACUUGGUGUUACUUGGUCAAUGAAGGAGGGAAAACUUACUGCAGUACAGGAUUCCCGAUGGGUUGUCAAGUCCGCAAGGAUAUGGACACCUGCACGCCCAUAGUGAAUGGUCGCACGAGUCGAAUUGGCGCUUACUAUUUGUUCAAUCACGUUGAUUUGGAGAUUACUUAUCAUAGCGGCGGCAAAGAAGAAUGGGGGGUAGCAUUUGGAGAAAACAGUGGACGUAUCAUUUCUGCUAAGGUGAAACCAGCCAGCAUUAGGCAUAACAAUCCGAACAACCCCGAUUGCAAAGCGCGCAAUGUCGAAAUGGAAAUCCCCAUGCAAGCCGAUAAAACCUUCAACGUCACGUAUACGUACAGCGUAACUUUUAUAAAGAACAACACAAUUAAAUGGUCCUCAAGGUGGGAUUACAUACUGGAGUCAAUGCCUCAGACAAAUAUCCAAUGGUUUUCGAUAUUAAACUCCUUGGUAAUUGUACUGUUCCUAAGCGGUAUGGUUGCUAUGAUUCUGCUUAGGACACUUUAUAAAGACAUAGCGAGAUAUAACCAAAUGGAAUGUGGAGAAGAUGCUCAAGAGGAGUUUGGGUGGAAACUUGUACACGGUGAUGUAUUCAGACCUCCACGCCGUGGUAUGCUGCUUGCUGUGUUCUUAGGAUCUGGAUCACAGGUGUUCGGCAUGACGCUAGUGACUUUGGCGUUCGCGUGUCUGGGCUUCCUGUCCCCCGCCAACCGCGGCGCGCUGAUGACGUGCGCGCUCGUCGCGUGGGUGCUGCUCGGGGCCGCCGCCGGCUACGUCAGCGCCAGGAUCUACAAGAGCUUCGGCGGACGGAGGUGGAAGAGCAAUAUUCUGCUCACUUCGAUGGUGUGUCCCGGUGUUGUGUUUGGACUGUUCUUCAUAAUGAAUCUGGUUUUAUGGGGUGAGGGCUCGUCUGCUGCGAUUCCGUUCUCUACCCUAGUAGCACUGCUAGCUCUUUGGUUUGGAGUUUCCGUGCCUCUCACUUUUAUCGGCGCUUACUUCGGAUUUAGGAAGAGGAUCUUGGACCACCCUGUGCGCACGAACCAAAUCCCCCGCCAGAUCCCGGAACAGUCUUUGUACACACAGCCAGUACCUGGUAUCAUUAUGGGAGGAGUUUUGCCCUUUGGAUGCAUCUUCAUUCAGCUCUUCUUCAUUCUCAACUCACUGUGGUCUAGUCAGAUGUACUACAUGUUUGGUUUCUUGUUCCUUGUAUUUGUAAUCCUGGUGAUCACAUGUUCGGAGACAACAAUCCUGCUUUGCUACUUCCACCUGUGUGCGGAGGACUACCACUGGUGGUGGCGAGCCUUCCUCAGUUCGGGCUCUACGGCCGGAUACCUGUUCAUCUACUGCUGCCACUACUUCGUCACCAAGCUCAACAUCGAGGGCGCUGCUUCCACCUUCCUGUACUUCGGCUACACUUUCAUUAUGGUAUUCUUGUUCUUCCUCCUCACCGGCACUAUUGGCUUCAUGGCGUGCUUUUGGUUCGUUAGAAAAAUCUACAGUGUCGUUAAAGUAGAUUAG
Arctia plantaginis is the source of this 1974-nucleotide messenger RNA. NCBI's taxonomy places the organism in Eukaryota, Metazoa, Arthropoda, Insecta, Lepidoptera, Erebidae. The record is from the annotation of a GenBank genome assembly.